UAACAGCAUUGCACCACUUUUGGAUGCUUCGUGUGUGUGGGAUUGGGGGUUGUUCAGUGUGUGUGGGCUGUUUUUGACUUUAUAGGGUGCCUUUGUGGUGAACUGCCGCUUGUUAUGUCUAGGCGAUCACAAACAGCACGGCACGACGGGGGGAAUCUCAGCUGCGUUCGAAAAAGUUGCGCGGCUGCGUGUGCGUUUGGCAGGAAACUCCCCCACCCAGCGCGACCGGCUACUUGUUUAGACAGUGGCGAGCAUGCAAUUGGUUAACUGUUGAACCUGAGAGUACUUCUCCUUUUUUAAACCCCCCUCUUGGGUCUCACUUCCCUUCUGUUUGUUUUAUGCGCGUACCAGCGUGUGCAGGUUUUUUUUUUUUUCCCUCUUACGACAGAGCCGCGCUCUCCACUCCCCCUGCAUGUAAAUUACGUGUGACAUGUUUAACUGCUGUUUCCUAAUAUGGCUCGUGCUAGAUUUCAGAGCAGUAGGACCCAGCCAGGCACCCUGGGACUGCACAGGGGCGUGUGUGCGAGAGCGUAACUGUCUGCGAGAGGGAAAAGAGAGGGGAGAGAGAUGUUGACGCAGGUUUUCACUUCUGUCUGAGUGCGUCACUCUUCCGUGCAGUCAUGUGGGUACUGAGUAUUGUGCCCUCUCUUGCAUCUGCCGCUGCUUGGACCUGCUUAUAGUACCAGCCUCAGCUUUCCUGCCUGCUUGCUGCCCACAUCAGUGAAAGGACUGCCCGCACAACCCCACAAUCCCCGUGACCCCGAACGACCCCUAAACAAACACACAGAGCUGAAGUGGGCACUAUUGAAUCAGCCAAUCAGAUUCAAGGAUUUUUGCUUUGGGAUCCAUUACUGCAGUUCUCUUUUUCCUAGCAGCAACAUUUUUUUUGUCCUUUUUGCUUUGGCCUGGUGCGCAUCCACAAGGAAAGAGGAGCUUAAUGAUCUAAGAAGGAGAGGAACAUUCUUAAAAGGACAAACACAAGCACACCCAAAGCACUUUGGGAUAUUAAGGAAUUGAAGUUUGCUUGCCGCUAAAGCGUGUUGAGAUGGCGAUGAAUAUGGCUCACAUGCGGGACACGAAAUGGCUGACGCUGGAGGUGUGUCGGGAGUUUCAGCGGGGAACGUGCGCUCGCUCCGAUGCUGAGUGCAAGUUUGCGCAUCCUGCCAAGAGCUGCCAGGUGGAGAACGGGAGAGUCAUCGCGUGCUUUGACUCACUGAAGGGUCGUUGUUCCAGAGAGAACUGUAAGUACCUGCACCCUCCUCCUCACCUGAAGACGCAGCUGGAGAUUAAUGGCCGUAACAAUCUGAUCCAGCAGAAGAACAUGGCAAUGCUCGCCCAGCAGAUGCAGCUAGCCAAUGCCAUCAUGCCAGGAAGUCAGCUUCAGCCAAUGCCUAUGUUUUCGGUCACGCCAGGCCUCGCAACCAACGCCAGUGCAGCUGCUGCAGCAGCCGCCGCGGCCGCGUUUAAUCCGUACCUGGGCCCAGUGUCUCCUGGGCUGAUGUCCGCAGAGAUCCUGCCCAGUGCACCUGUGCUGAUGACGGGCGGCCAUGCUGUGGCAUCCAUGCCGUCCGCUGCCAACGCCGCAGCUGCUGCUGCUUCAGCAGCGGCCGCCCAGAAACUCCUCAGAACAGACCGACUGGAGGUGUGUCGUGAAUACCAGCGUGGCAACUGCUCUCGUGGAGAGACGGACUGCAGGUUUGCCCACCCUGCCGACAGCACAAUGAUCGACCCCAGUGAUAACACAGUGACGGUGUGUAUGGAUUACAUAAAGGGCCGCUGCUCCAGAGACAAGUGCAAAUACUUCCACCCUCCUGCACACCUGCAGGCCAAGAUCAAAGCGGCCCAGCACCAGGUCAAUCAGGCUACGGCCGCCGCUGCCAUGACUCAGUCGGCUGUCAAAUCACUGAAGCGACCCCUCGAAGCCACCUUUGACCUGGGAAUUCCUCACAGUGUCAUGCAACCUUUACCAAAGCGACCUGCGCUUGAGAAAGCCAACGGUGCCACGAGCAUGUUCAGUACUGGCAUGCUCCAGUACCAGCAGGCUUUGGCCAACAUGCAGUUUCAGCAGCAAGCUGCCUUUAUUCCGUCAGGCUCAAUAUUGUGCAUGACCCCUGCAGCAAGCGUGGUUCCCAUGAUGCACGGCGCUUCCCCGGCCGCUGUGUCCGCAGCAACCACAUCUGCCACAAGUGUUCCCUUCGCAUCUGCAUCAGCCAAUCAGGACUCUUCUCUAUCAAAGCUGACUACCAACGAAUACAUGCAAUUGAUUCCAAUAAUAUCUGCAGAGCAUCUGACUAGUCACAAGUACUUGACGCAGAUGUAGUUCCAGUCCACAACAAUCAAAGGAAUGUGCUGUUGCUCUGGACAAAAGGCAAACAAACAAAAUUCAAAAAUUUUACGUCAAGAUCACCGCCGGAUAGAAUAUAGUAUGAAGAUUAGAAUUUGGUCAUACAUGAUGGUAGGGUUUUACUGAGGUGAAACUGAAUGUCCUUCCACAUGAUGUGUAGAAUUUGAGUGAACUGCAUCAUUAUGUCAGACAGGACGGCAUUUUUACUCUCAAGCCGGAUUAGUAGGAAAAGUGAUUUUCAUGUCUGGCUCGACACCGUUUUGGCAUGUUAGUAGACCAAGAGAUAUUUUUUGUGAUUCACACCUUGAUUUUCUUUCCUCGAAAUUUGUCUGAAGGUUUACAAAGUUACAAAAAGUGCACCUUGAAUUGAAAAGUGAAUCGAACAUCGUCGAUAUGGCACAAAACAUCCAGCAAAAUAAUUCAAUGUAUGUAUCUUUAGUUCUGGCUUCUAGUCAAACUAGAUUGUAAGCGCAGAGUCGAGAUGGACGGAUGAAUGUUUUGGGUGGAAACCGAUCACCUGAGACCUUUCAAAAGCACAUUCUUGCAAGCUUUAUGUACCAUAACCACCGGCUGAAUACCAGACACCGAUCUAGAGUGUUAUAUCAACAGUGUUAUUAUGUUUACCAGAGAUUAAUGUUUUUUACAGCGCUUGUUUUUAUACAUAAUUUCACAAGUGUGUGGGUUUUUUAUGAAACGUGCCAUUUUUAUUUGUCGAUCAUCCAUUAGGCCUUGUAGAACUAUGAAGCCUUUUUGACUCCUACGAGAACAGGGUUGCCUUGUUCCUAAUGCCCUGUUUCUUUAUAUUGCCUUGAUCGAGAGAAUGUCGCGUUAGAAGGUAUUCGAGAGUCACGUUAGGAGAACGUCAAGGUAGCGUAGGUUCGGCAGUCACGCUUGGAAACGAGCGACUGCGUUCCAGUCUUCGCCGUAACGGUGCGAGGACUCUAAAAUGCUGGAAAAGCACUGCUUGAGUAUUUGGUUACAGAUUGUGAGUUCGAGACUAGGUACACGGAAAGAAGAAGAGGUUAGUGUUGGGUCAGGGUUUGUCUUCAGUUCUCAUCUGUGUUGAUUUUGAGUUGUUUUCGAUUAUAUUUCGCGACCGCUGGAUGACGUAAAAGAGGAACGGAGAAUAUACAUUUUUAACAUUAAGUUGUGCCAAAGUCUUUUUUCCUCUUUUUAUGUUUUUAUUUAAAUGUGUUUUGACUGGGUAUACUGAUCACGGAAGGUGAAUAAUUUGUAUAGCUUCGUUUUACGUGCAAGGCUGCUUGUAAACCAGGAAACAGACGUUCACAUCAAGGUACCCAAGGGUACAACUCGCGAGGGUUUUAGCAUCACAACCAGACUCAAGAUGAAAUGAAUGAAUCCGAGUUCACUUGAGUCUGCAUUUCAGCCUGGUUUAGGUGCACAGACUUGAAAGGAUGCACGCCAUUGUCGUUUCCUCACUAAAGCCUUAUAUUUCAGUGUUUGAACCCACGCAAACAUUCUCUCAAUCACAAACGGGAAAUUACAGCGGAUGAGAUUUUAUUCUUCACACUUAUUUUACGUGCAUAUUAAUCAUGUUACACUUAAUGUUCACUCUGUUUCAAAGCCUUUGUUAGAAAUAUAUUGUGUUGUUAGCAUAUAAAGGUUUUUUUUUUUUGUAUUCGACAAUAUUGUCAUAGAACUGUUUUAGAAUGUAGGAAAUGAAAUAUUGUUUUUCUUACUGUCACUUUCUUUUACAUCACGUUAAGUUCAUAAUGUUUAGCGAGUAGUGUUGUAUUCUUAAUUCUUCAUGUUAGUUUUCAUGGUAGAAUGUUUGAAAUUUCAAGGAUUUUGGUUUUGAUUUUGUUGAACAAAAUGUUUUAUCUUGUCUUAAAAUAGAGUGAAAACGACAGAAAGAGAGUUUAUUUGUAGCUAUGGUAAGGUUGAUAUUUUAACCCUUUAUUUUGUGUCGAAUCAAGACCACGUCUACAUUUAGCUGGUUAAAGUAUCAAUUGUACAUGCUAGAGAAAAAGAAGUUAUUUUCUACUGUAUGCAUUUCAGAAUUUAAAAAAAAUCGUCUUGUAAUAUUUCAAAAAAAAAAAAAAAAAAAAAACAUCCCUCAACGUCAGGCCAAAAUGAGCAGCAACUUGUCUCCAGAGAUUUCUGAAUAUUUAAAGAUGUAAAACAAAGGAGGGAGGUCACAGGGUCGAGGGUCGGGCCUCGAGCUGCAAACGAGAGAGAGAGCCAUAACUUAAGGGACGAAGGUUGACUUUUUGCACUUCUGUACAUAGUCAAUAUAAAGAAAAGAAAAGGAACAUGUAUAAUAUUGAGAUCUUAUUUUGAAUAAUAAAAGAUUCUAUAACUAUGAGAAAUUUUCUUAGGAUAAUUUAAGAAUUAGAGUAAUAGUCCAGCUAACAAAUGAUGCUUGCAGAAAUAUGGCACAGCUCUUUUAUUAUCAUUUCCGCCCAUCACAUUCAGAAAAAAAGAAAGAAAUAAAAAUAAAGCUCCGCGUUGCCUGCAUACAGUACCGACACGUACCGAGAGUCUCAAAAAUUGGCAGUACACUCCGCCUCGUCAUGAUUUCCACUGUGGGGAAUUGGUUUUGUUUACAAAUAGAUACUUCACCUUCAAAAACACAGUAUUUGUCAUAUGAUGGACAUAAAUAACUGCAUGAAGAAGAAAAAUUAACAGAGUAAAAUUUUCAUAAUAGAUAAGUACGUAGAUAAGUUAAUUUCUCACAGUACCGUAACUAUCAUUGCCACAGCAUAGUGUAAAUCAAGUAUCUCGAUCGAUAUCUGAGCCUGAAUUGAGGCACGUUCACCAAUAAUCCAUCUGAGUAUAACCGUAAGAACAGUACAGUUAUUAAUAAAAAGGCCUUCAAACCGACUCUAGAUGCUAGCAAAAGACGUCCACUUAACACACGACAACAGAAAAAUCGCUUUGUUACUUGGUAAUGUGCCUUCAGCAGGAAAAGGACACCAACCACACACACAAAAAAACAAACAAAAUGAAUGUAACUGUCAAAUCCUCCGCUGAGGUCAGCGUUUUACUCAUUUGAGGUUGCUGCACAAGAGCUAUUAAACCAAAGCAUCACUUUCCUUCACUAAACGCAAUGCCUAAAAGCUGGUCGGCCGUUGCAGACGGCGAAACCACAGGUGGUCCUGCCUGCUGAAAGCACUUGCUUGGAUGCUUAACGCCCUCCAUGGAAUCUUACACCUGCCCUUUGCUUAUAGUUGCUGUAAGAUAUUGUGCUGCAUUCUAAAAGACUUGUUUUAUGCACAUUUAUUAUUGUUAGAAUUGACUCUUACUGUUAUGAGUAAAAAAAAAAUCUUAAUAAAACAAAAUGGAUUUGCUCAAA
This is a messenger RNA of Onychostoma macrolepis, 5660 nucleotides long. It is a transcript of the gene mbnl1, whose product is annotated as muscleblind-like splicing regulator 1. Bases 1046 to 2320 code for a protein of 424 amino acids. The transcript is spliced from 12 exons. The record is from RefSeq and is a predicted model, not a curated record. Gene Ontology annotation, molecular function: metal ion binding. Lineage: Eukaryota; Metazoa; Chordata; Actinopteri; Cypriniformes; Cyprinidae.